Molecule: messenger RNA, 5640 nt
Organism: Branchiostoma belcheri (Belcher's lancelet)
Lineage: Eukaryota; Metazoa; Chordata; Leptocardii; Amphioxiformes; Branchiostomatidae
Product: aftiphilin-like
Biological process (GO): intracellular transport
Cellular component (GO): trans-Golgi network membrane; AP-1 adaptor complex
Molecular function (GO): clathrin binding
Source: RefSeq, a predicted model, not a curated record
AUUAUAAUGAAGCGUUCCGAUUUUGACGGGACUUGUGGGUAGUAAUCAUGGCCGAACCUAUGUGGCAGGAGAACGAAAGUCAACAUCAGCUAAAAAGUGGACCGUUUCUUACCAACAGUCACAUUGAAAUGUAACGAUUACUGACAAGAGGCAGACAGAAUAUUCCAGAGUGUAGAACAGAGUCACACAUAUCGGUAGCACCAAAAGCAAGAAACAGAAAAUGGCUUCUGGCAACUUUGCUCCCAUGCUGUCUUCCUCACCACCCCCAUUUGAGGAAGGCCCGUCCAUGACAGAUGAUUUCGAUGAUGACGACUUUGGGAACUUUUCAAGUGCGGCAGACUCGUUCUCUCCGGGGCAGGACGACUCCUUCACAUUCCAACCCGUCAAGGAUGGCAUCAAGGAUGGCCUGGAAAAUGGAGGAUGGGCUGCCUUUGAGAGCCAUAAGUCGGACGCAUUUCCUGUUCAGAACGGUCCGAUCUCUGCCAAGGACUCGACUGCUAACGGAUUAGAAGCUCAGGGGGGUGAUUCAAAGCCUGAGGGAUGGGGCAUGGGAACAGGUGCAAUGGCGGGAAGUGCUGUGCAGAGCACUUCGGAUGAUGACUUUGGUGAUUUUAGCAGUGUACCUUCUUCAGAAGUAAGGACAGGACAAGAAAAUGCUUCCCUACAGGAUGAAACUGUAGUGACUAAUGGAAGUCCAAGUGAAGAAAACUCAGCAUCAGCAGAGUAUGGAGAUUUCUCAGGAUCGCAGGAAACCAAAAAUUCUCUCACUGGAGACGACUGCACGUGUGAUGAAGGGGCAUCAAAUGCUGCAAAAGAGAAUUCAAGCCAUGAACGUACAGACUCACCAACAGUAGAGGAAGCAAAGAAUGUUAGACAAUCUCUGUCAGAUCGUGUUACAAAUGCCACAAGCGGUUCAGAACACACAAGUGAGGAAAAAAGUCAGGUUAAGUCAGCUGGUGCCUUUACUACACACAGUCCAGGUGAUUCUGAUAGCAGGUCUGCAGAAGCUGAAGUUGAGGGGGGCAGUGUGGGAAUUCAGGCGGAAAUGUCAGUACCAACUGUAGCUAUAGAACAGCAUGAAGGUGAACUCAAGUACACUAACUCCCAUGCUGAACAAACUGUAACUUGCCCUGAAGGAGAUAAACUAGAAGACUUAACGGGAAGUGCAUUAGACGAGGCAGAUACAGAUGAAUUUGGAGACUUUUCCAAACCCUCAUUCGGGAAACCAUUAGAUGUUAUAAAUGAGGAACUACCCUCUGAAAAGGAGGACAAUGAUGAUGGCUGGGCUAAUUUCAGAGGCCCUACCGGAGAGUUUGGUAGUUUCUCUGACUUCAGUCUGGUAGGUAAAAGACCAGAUGAUGCAAACGUAGACCUGUACAGUAAUGCCAGUGACUGGGGUUCCGCCAGCGAUUAUUCCAGACAAGACGACGAAUUCAGUGACUUUGCCUCAACUCAGGAAACGCCCCAAGAUGAAAGUUUACCCAUAGAUGCCCUCUCUGACGAAGCCUGUCCACCCGGUGACAAAAGCACCAGACAGGAUGGAGAAUUUGUUGAAUCUGAUGCUUUGGCAACACAGGUAGAAGAUUUACAAAGUAAACCUUCCGGUGACAAUGACGUAACUUCCCAAGACACCAGCAUUGUUGGGAAAAGUGCAGACAACAGCGAUAAACCAGCGUGUGGUGAUGAUGAUGGAGAGGAUGACUUUGGUGACUUCACAUCUCCUGAUCAGCCAACCUCUACUGAUACACCUGCACAAGACGUUCCUGUUCCUGUUGGAAAGUCAGAAGAUGACAGAACUGAUGACUUUGGUGAGUUUUCGGCACCAGGGCCAAAAGCAGACGACAGUGAGUUUGGUGAGUUCAGCACUGGUGACGGUAAGGAUGACUGGGCCUCUUUCUCUGGACCGUCAGACUUUGGGGAGUUCUCCCAAGGCCAGGAGAAGUCUGCUGAGGAAGAGGACACGUUUGGUUCCUUUGCCUCCACUUCAGGACCGGAGUUCGGAGACUUUGGUGGCUUCCAGCAAACCAGCUCUUCAACCAGUACUUCUAAGACUGGCCAGGCAGGUGAUGCGUUCCUGAACUGUUUCCCUGUGAAGCAGCUGGGGUCAUCAGACAUACUACUGGAGCUGCUACUGGACAUCAUCACUCAACAGUCAGCACCAGGGGAACCUGACAGCAAGGACGAGGACAACAAGACUACCCCACUGCAUCUAUGGGAUAGUCUGAAGGACAUAGACAGCACCCAUGCCCUCAGCUUCACAUGGACACAGUCACAGGAGCGGGAGAGACUACUCUGCUCUUUGGGGGUGGACACACGCAACAUUUUGUUGCCUGGAAAGAAGGCUUUACCAGCCUACGCUGCCAGCUUGGGAAUGCUGGAGCCAACCAAAGGCCCCCUGCAGCCAGUGUCUGCUGCUGAGAAGAUCACCUCUCUCACAGUGGACGAACCAGUUCAGCUCAAGGACAAUAGCAAGGAAUCUAUCCCGCCGGCAGAGUUUGACUGGGACAGUAGUGGACUCAUCAAUCCUUUAGAUGCCUCCACCAGUGGCUCUACUGUCCUAAACCUCGACUUCUUUGCAUCAAUUGACGACGACUUAGGCACGUCAAGCAAAUCACCAGCCCCACUGGACGCAGCACUGAUGGGUCUGGGCCUGGACUUGUCCCCAAGUCUCGCCCCACCCCCUGGCAGCAAACCCCAGUCUACGACGUACGAUUCUCUCCUGGCCAGCAUCAAAACCUCGGCCACCAUCACCGCCCCGCUACGGAAGGAGGACGUAGACAAGGACCUUAGUGAGGAAGCACGGGGCAUCAUGUCGCGUCUGCCUGACCUGUCCUUCAUGACGGCCAAAGUGCUGAUGUUUCCCGCCAGUCUGAGUAAAGCACAGGAGGAAACACCGAGUACAGAUAGCAGCUAGGAUACAUUAUUACUGUAAUUCCUGAUUUUUUUCGUUACUGUUAUUUUUUGUGGUCACUUACGUACCCCGAACUUAUCAUUACUGUUAACAAAUAAUUUGCCGACUUUCUUUUGUCUGCAUGUGGCGCCACUGUGAACAUAUAGUUCCAUGAACACCUCCAACUUUUACUACAGUAACUGUGAACAUAAAGUAAAUUACAGUAUUACCUGUCUUAAGGGAACUUAAAAUUAGCACUGAACAGACUGCCUUGUUCAUGACUUCAUUUGGCAUUUAUUUUAUUGUAAGAUUGUACUUCCAAGAAAGAAAAUUCCUUAUUAAUUGCUCAGACCAGGCUCAUCUUAAAGUGGCAUGCCAAGCUGCACGAGCCUAGGUUGUUAUUCCUGCUACUUGUAGUGUCGUUCUAUCUUCUCUUUGAUUGAUCUUUCUUUCUGUUUGGUGAACACAUGCUUAAAGAUAAAUGAAAAAGAAAACGCUUUAGAAGAAUAACUGAUUGGAAAAGAGGUGAUCAAUAGAGACUCCUUUCCUGGGAAAUCCUAUUUGUCACCUCAGAUGUUAUUUUUUUCACAUCUUCCAUAUGAUGAUCAUCUUUUAUUGUGAAAUUGUCUCCGGAGCAAAACCAUAGUGAUGACAAUUGGUCAUAGGUUACAAGAUUCUUGCGAACAAGCCUUGUUUGUAGCGAUGCUAGUCAUAAAUGUUUUGCAUUCUAGAGCAGCCUCCAUGCACCUGGUUAGAACAACACUUGAAGGCUUAAAUGGCUAUUUUUAGAGUGUCAAUUGCUACUCAAUGAAAUAUACUUACUACAGUGCUUAUAUAUAUAUAUAUACUGCUAAUUUCUCAUCGAAUGUCAGACUUCUCAUCGAUACUGCUGCUUUGAUGUAUUUGCUGUAAUCCUUGACAUUUGUGAGAUACUCUAUUAUUUAUGUGCAAACAAUAUUAUAACGGGAAACAAAUGUGACCUUGUAACAUGUACAUAUAUAAUUAGAUGAUUGUUAAAAGCUGUGGUGAAAAUUUUAAACAUUGGUUGGGGUUAUCUCAUGUACCCAAAGCUAAGGUACACCUUAACCUGUUGUACCUUCAUUGGAAAUGCUUGUAGAUAACUGGCAGCCCUGUCCUUGUACGUAUUUUGUCCAUUGAUAUGACCAAAGGAUGAAGAAAUGUAAAUCAGUACAAGUCAGUUUAUGUGAUUUUGUAGUCGAUGCUUAUUCUAAACAGGACUUAAGAUACCGGUAUACUGUAAAUGUACAUGUACAUUGUACAAGACAUUAUAAUUGAAUACACGUGGAUGUCUAAGAGCAAAGUUUCAGAUGCACACUAUUGUGCUAUUUAUAGUAACUAAGGAAGCGUUGGGCUUAUUUUAAGAGUAGGAACAAUAGUAAGUAGGUAGGAUGUGGAGUGCCUGUCUCCUUCCAAAUAUAGGAGGACUCAGCAAAAGUGUGCACAGUGCCAUUGUACACAGACUAUCUCAGACAAAACAAUUUUCCAAAUGAAGUUACAGUCCAGUUAAUUAUAUCCUUGGUACAAUAGUAUUUUAGAUGUGUCUGGGAUGAUUUUCUGUUUUUAAAAAAUGCAGAAAAUAUGCCAUCCUUUCUUUCUGUUCACUGAAUGUUGUUACACUCUUCCACCAUAAAACAUUGAAACAAUAAAAAUGUAAAUCUUUUAAACUUGCCGAUAAUAAACCUUAACAACAUAUGUAUUGUAUUUGUACAGUCAGUUGCUGUGGAUAUUUCAAGUUCAUUAAUUUCUGACAACCAUACCUAUUACAUGUACAUGUACAUGUACUUGAUUUAAUCUGGCUAUGAAAUGUUUAUGUCAUGUCAAUCUGAAUGAUUCUAUUCAUGUGAUUUGCCUACCUGAAAACAUCAAUUUUGGCAACAUAUAAAUACUGCCAGUGCAUUGAUAAUCAUAAUCGUUUUGUGCAAUUUAUGUAAAGAACUACAGAGAUAAAGUUUAUAUGUACUUGCUUCCCUCUACCUGCAAUGUUUUCUUCCUAAUGAGCAGGAUAGUAGCAACGCAGAUUUCUUGUAUAACAAGUGUAUUACAUCUUCAUAGUAGUUGCAUAUGGCAUAUUUAGUACAAAUGGUUGAAUUAUAAAGUGACUGAUCUGCAAACUAUAUGGAUGUAAACAUGUACUAUUGUAUUGUAGGUUUAGUUUUAGCUUUGUCCUAACAUAGUGUGAAUGGUUGUACAAUGUAAGUAGUUAAAGAAACUCAUUGUAAUAUCAUAUUCUAGACUUACAAGAACAACUAGCUACAAUUCUAUCAUCAUCAAGUAGAUGUCAGAUUUGUGUACAUGUUCUUUCUUGUACAAUGUAUAUGAUUAUUUCACCAUACAUACUAUCUCCUUUCCUUUCUGCCAUAUUAGUAAAAUUAACAGUUAAGCUUAUGUGGUAACUGCUGUCAUCUGUGCACUGUAUUGUCUUUGCUUUUUGUGUAAUGCUUGCAUGGAGAGUCACAUUUAUAUUAUUGUGCAGAAUGGGCAUUGUUUGUAAGCGUUGAAACUGUCAAAUAAUGGUGUGAGGGGAGGGCAAAAUGCUAGUAAAAAAGACACCCAAGUAUGACCAAGUGCACAUAUGAUGUAGUAUCUGGUGGAAGUACUUUGACUUCCCCGAAGAGAAAAUUAGUUGCUAUAUUGUGUAUAUACAGAAAAAAGGUGACGUGAUCUCCAUGUAUAUGAGCUUGCUAAAGUGACAACCAUUGAAUGUGAAUAAAAGCUACUGGUAUUCUUCA